Molecule: messenger RNA, 1825 nt
Organism: Dermacentor albipictus
Lineage: Eukaryota; Metazoa; Arthropoda; Arachnida; Ixodida; Ixodidae
Molecular function (GO): CoA-ligase activity
Source: RefSeq, a predicted model, not a curated record
AGAGGGAACGUAACGAGAACUUGUUGCUAAGGGGACUUCACAAGAGCUUGUCGAAAGCGGGUCGCUAGCCCUGGGGUUACAUUGCUUAACCUGAUGCAGACAUCUGCACGUAAAGCCAACAUCUAAUUCAGUGCGUUGUAGAAGUCGAAGAAGAAGAAGACGGGAACUGACAGUCAUGUCUCUUGUGAAAAACCGCAUUGUGCACUCCCCUUAUCCACCUCUCGAUAUACCAGAAUGCACGCUCUACGAUUUCAUAGCGGAAAAGCUGGUGGAACACGCAGAGAAGACAGCUUACAUUGAAGGCACCGAGACCACAAGUUUCGCCGAACUACUGAAGCUUGUGCGCCAGUUUGCUACGGGAUUCCAAAAGAACGGUGUCUGCCGGGGCGACCGCGUCAUCGUGGCUCUCAACAAUACGACCGAUGGGCUUGUCGCCAUCCUGUCGCUCAUGUUCUCCGGCUGCGUCCUCUGCUUUUCCAGUGGCCCAAGAACUAAACAGGAUUUGGUGUACCAUGCGAAGGAUGCCGGGGUGGCAUAUUGUCUCGUGGACGCCUCUCAGUUGGCGAUGUUCGUGGAACACCAGGAAGAGUGCAACUUCAAGAAAAUAUUCGUCACCAGGGAUACCAUGGGCUUUGUGGCCAUCACGACAUUCAGGCGGCUCCCAGAGAUGGCUUUGGAAGCUCUGCGUGAGACUGACACAAAAAAGGCGCUCUGCGCUAUCGCCUUCACGUCGGGAACAAUUGGCGAUCCCAAAGGAGUCAUGCUUUCGCAGUACAGCUUCGUCGCUGGGAUUCAGGGCCUGCUGGCAAUAAAAUGCGUGUCUGAAGACGACGUGUGCCUUAACCUCUGGAGACUGUUUUCAGUUAGUUCAGUGCGGGUCUUUCUGACAAUGCUAUGUACCGGUUGCACUGCUGUAAUGGUCAAACCGGACAGUGGAAGCCCAAAGUUGAUGGAACAAAUCAGACGCCACAAUGUCACCGCCGUGUGCGCCUCGGCGACGCCCAUGAGUGCGCUGGCCACCGACGCCUACAGCAUGGGCGAGAAGCUGCCCACUGUCCGGCGCACCUGCAGCAUCGGGGGCACGCUGCUGCCCUCUGUGUUGGAGAAGAUGCGCGACGUGUACCAGCUGCUCGCGGUGACGCACAUUUACGGCAUGACCGAAGCGGCCGGCUGCGUGUUGGUGCCGCCCAUCGACGCCCUGAGCCUGCCGUUUCUCGGCUUCGCCGGCCCCGGCGUGCUCAUCAAGGUGGUGGACGUUGACACAAAACAACUGCUCCCAGAAGGAAAAAACGGACACAUCUGCUGCAAAAUUCCGAGCGUAAUGUUGGGAUUCCUAAACAAACCGGAAGAGACGCGAGAAGUUCUUGACCCCGAAGGAUGGCUCUUCACAGGAGACUUCGGGUACUACGACGCGGAAGGCCGCGUGCACUACAUCGACCGGCUGUCCGACUUGGUCAAGUGCCUCGGUUUCCACGUGCCCACGGCUGAGCUCGAGCAGGUGCUCCUCACCGUCCCGGAGGUAGGCGAGGCUGCCGUGGUCGGCAUUCCCAGUGUCCAGUACCAGGACGCGCCACUCGCCUUCAUUGUCACCAAACCGGGCAUGGCAGCCAGCGCCUCCCUCGCAGAGAAGAUCAAGAAGCGUGUGGCAGAGAGCUGUCCCAAACACAUGCAACUCUACGGUGGUGUCGCGUUCGUCGAAAAGUUGCCCAAGAAUGACAUGGGAAAGGUGCUCAAGAGGGAGCUCCGGAAAUUGGCUCUAGAUCCAAAGACGCAGAAGUUGUGAAGUAAAGGCCCUAUGCCAAUGAAGUAUUCUUGCUAUUCUAGA